AUGGGACAAACACAAAUACUGAAGGAACAAAAACAAAUACUGAUGGGACAAGAACAAGAAAUGAAGGAACAAGAACAAAAAAUGAAGGAACAAGUACAAAUACUGAUGGAACAAGAUGAAAUAAUGGAAGAAUUGGGACAAAAGUUGAAAGAUUCUGUCAAAGAUGACUUUACCGGGAAGCUACAAAGUGUUUCAACCAAGUUCGAGAGAUUAAAGAUAUUCACUGAAAUGCAUGCAGUCGGAGAGGCAUUGAGUGAUACAAUUGCAUCGUGUAUACAGGCCAUUGACAUGAGCAAUGUCGCACUCACAUACAAUGACCUUCCAGCUCUCGGUUUUAUCAUAAACCACUCAACAACACUGAGUAUGGUCAAUUUCCGCAACUGCAGAUUACCACGAAACUCAAUUGUUCGACUGGGAAAUUCUAUCAAAAGCAAUGCUGUGGUGAUCAAUGAGUUCAACAUUGAAAAAAAUCCAGACCUCAAUGUGGAAGACUUCAUUGCUGGUGUGAUACUCUGCAUCAGCGAAGGAAGAAAUUGCAAUUUUAUCUGUGAUGUUGCGCAGCUAACCAAAAAAGAUAAAAAAGCAUUCAAAGCUGUGAUGUUGCAAUACACGGCACCGUCUCCCCCUCAAUCUGAGAAAUCAAGACGUGCAUUAGCAAUGGAAAGUAGAAUACAAAUGCCACAAGCUCCUGUGAAGCGGUACAAGAAGCGCUCAGGAAAGUUAUACAGCAUUAGUAUACAGAAAAGCAAUAUUGAAGACAAAUCACGAAACAAUUCUUAUUCGUCUGAUCAGUUACCAUCAUCCAAGACUAAGAGGAGGAACAAUACAGAGACACUGGGAGACAAACAUCAAAAAAGCUCAGAUGCAACUGACUCCAUAUAUAAGUAUCUCACAGAGUCGGGGGUGAAAAAAAAGGUGACAAAGUAUAAACCCAGAACAGUUGCUGAAUCCGUAAAGUAUAGGAAGAUGCAGAGGUUUCAGUCAACUUUGAGCACGUUAGGAGAAGAGACAAGUGAGAACACCUUUCCUUCAAAUUUGAAUAAAAGUGUGAAAAUAUCUGCAUUGGCAUCUGAUAGAACAAGGUUCCAGGCUUUAGCACUGAAAACAAAAAAGUCGGCAGGACUACGACGCCAUGUGAAAGACACUCAUUCGACCAUUCUCUCAAUGAAGAAAAGCACCAACAAAGAUUCGGGAUUUGAAUCGUUCAGUCACUUCAGUUCAGCAGUCAGCAUAAGAAGUAUUCAAAGAGAAUUUUUUAGACUCAAUAUGAGAGAGGACAGAAGCAGGAGAUCGGAGCAUUCAAUGUCAGACAAUUUAGAUACUGACAGCGCACAUGGAAGUUUUGACAGUUCAGAAAAUUUGGAUGUUUCAAGAAAAAGUAAUGAUUAUGAUCUAAAAAUGGUUGGAUGGCAGAGAUUCGAAAUGACAUGCAAAUAUGGGCUUGGAGUCAUGCAAAACAAAGCAGAAAAGAUUGAAAAAUGGCUGAAUAAUUUAGAAUCACAGAUUGAAGUAACAACAGAAGGUGAAGAUAUCAGAUGGAGUGAGCUCGUGCAUAUGAAAAUGGACAAUGCUCUUCGUAGACCAGAAGUAGUAUAUGCAACCAUUGGCGAAGACGGUGGAGAAGUAAGAAUAUCCUCCUUCAAAAUAUAUUUUCCACCCGGAGCAGUUGAAGAAGAAAAGAAGUUUUUCUUCAAGUCAUGCUCUAUUCCUGAUGAACAGCAGUCCAAGGAUUUUUUUCCCAUAACCCCUGUCCUCACAUGCAGACUUAUAAGCAAGACCUGCAAAUUGCAAAUGAAUACAGCAAAUGAAUUCCCAGUAACUUUUGCUGAGCCAGUCAAAAUAACAAUGAAAACUUUUUGUAGCCCAAAGCAUGCGGACGUACCAGUUAUAGUAUUCCAUACGAAUGAGAUGGGCAAAGGUGGUCGUCAAGUAAGAUCUCAGAAGGUAAAACUUGGACAAUUGGGUGCAAUUGAAAUCAAAGUUGAAGACUUUUGCAGCUUUAAAGCAGAGGUUGCUGCGGAGCAGUUAGAGGAUAUGGAAUUUCGCAUUAUGAACAAUGUCAGUAUUGAAAAUACAAAACGGGUCACAUCAUACUUUUGGAAAGAUGAAAGAAUAAUAAGUACCAAGGAUUUGGGCAACACUGGAUCUCCUAUUGUCACAGGCUUCCCCCUACCAGAAGAAAUCAUUGUCUCUCUGAACUCCAUUGUCUCCCUGACCAUGAAGUGCGAGAAUCCAAAUGAUACAGAAGUCGCACCGAUCAAGCAUAGUUUCAAAGUCACAAAAAAAUGGCUCAAAAAGCGACAUCAUCUAGAAUACUUCAGGCUUGAAGAGUUGGAGCAUGACUCAUGCCGCUUGGAAAUCCAAUACACAAUUGAAGCAACUGAUCCAGAUGAUGAAAACGAUAUACGAGGACCGCUACCGAUCGUUGUCGACUGGCCAAUUAAACAAUAUGUUCCCUUGUCUGAAACAGCUGGGCCAUCAAAAAGUGAAAAAGUUAAUCAGAGGCCCAUGCCAUCCAUGCGGACUGGAGAUGUCAAAGCAGAUUCUUAUAUUGGCACUCAAACCACUAACAAUUACACUCUCAAAGUGGACAAUGCACAAAACAUUCCACCAGCUCUGCUUGGGAUCCAGCCACAGCAGCUCGCGAUCAAGGAACUACCGGAAGAUACCACAAAAAAAUGAAGGGAAUCUCUGAUGAAUGAUAGCAAAUUCUGAUUUUUCAAAACAUCAAAGAGAGAAUGAUAAAAUAUUUUUGAGUUCUGCUUUGCAAUGCUAUUUUUUAAGAACUCUUUAAAAACAAAAUGGGUAAAGAUAGUGCUUGACUACCCUUUUUUUAAUAUAUACUGUACAUAAAGCAGAGUGGACAAUGAUUCCUAACA
Molecule: messenger RNA, 2879 nt
Organism: Styela clava
Lineage: Eukaryota; Metazoa; Chordata; Ascidiacea; Stolidobranchia; Styelidae
Source: RefSeq, a predicted model, not a curated record